Molecule: messenger RNA, 432 nt
Organism: Aspergillus ochraceoroseus IBT 24754
Lineage: Eukaryota; Fungi; Ascomycota; Eurotiomycetes; Eurotiales; Aspergillaceae
Product: high-affinity Cu transporter CTR3
Exons: 2
Biological process (GO): copper ion transmembrane transport
Cellular component (GO): membrane
Molecular function (GO): copper ion transmembrane transporter activity
Source: RefSeq, a predicted model, not a curated record
AUGCUCUGGAACUGGAACGUGAUAGACACUUGUUUCCUUUCCUCUUCAUGGCACGUCACAACCCAGGGCAUGUUCGCUGUCUCGUGCAUCGGAGCAGCUCUCCUAGGCGUAUCACUGGAAUUCCUCCGUCGGGUCAGUAAAGACUAUGAGGAGAGCAUCAUACGCCAGUUCCAACGAUAUGCUGCUGCCCAAAUGGACAGCGAGAUCUCUCCAUUCGUGUGCGGUGCACCUCCCACAUACAUCACUUAUCGAGCGAGCCCACUGCAGCAAAUCAUUCGCGCCGUGCUGCAUCUUGCGCAGUUUGCCGUUGCGUACAUCACCAUGCUUAUUGCGAUGUAUUACAAUGGGUAUAUGAUUAUUUCAAUCUUCCUCGGCGCAUUUCUGGGGAAAUUCCUCUUUGACUGGGGGCAGUAUCGCAUUGUUCUUGGGCAG